Molecule: messenger RNA, 2430 nt
Organism: Magnolia sinica
Lineage: Eukaryota; Viridiplantae; Streptophyta; Magnoliopsida; Magnoliales; Magnoliaceae
Product: exocyst complex component EXO70B1
Exons: 1
Coding region: 235-2190 (651 amino acids)
Biological process (GO): exocytosis
Cellular component (GO): exocyst
Molecular function (GO): phosphatidylinositol-4,5-bisphosphate binding
Source: RefSeq, a predicted model, not a curated record
UCUUCCUUCACAAAGGAGAGAAGUAUUCAAGCCGGCCAGACAUCAUUCGCGUUGGGGAAGUCUCAUCCCAAAAAGCCAAUCCACCGAUUGAAAAAGCACCAACGCCCAAACCCUAGAAAUUUCCAAAAAAAAUCCAAAUUCCCACAAUCCAAUUUCCCAAAAAUCCAAAUCCAGUACACCUCUCUCUCUCUCUCUCUCCGACCCUGUAGUUCUAAUCCCUACCAAAUCCAAACCAUGGCCGCGACGAUCGACGGCGACGAGCGCGUCAUGGCGACGGCCCAGCACAUCCUGAAAUCCCUAGGGACCACCAAAGACCUCACCAAGGACAUGAUUUCCAUCCUCUCCAACUUCGACCACAGAUUCUCCGCCAUGACCGAUCUCCUCCCUUCAUCGGCGGCUGCCGAUGCAGCAGGCGCCACCGAAACCCCUCAGUCCCUCCUCGACUCCACCGAGCAGAUCAUCCUCCGCGGGACCUCCAAUUCCCAUGACUCUCUUCUCUGGGAAGACUCCCCGGAGGCCGCGGCUGAUUACCUGUGCGCCAUCGACCAGAUACUCGAUCUCACCCUCUCGUCCCCUGCCCAAGACGAGACCCUUGACCGCGCCGAGUCGCUGCUGCAGGUCGCGAUGUCCCGCCUCGAGGACGAAUUCCGCCAUAUCCUGAUUAGGAACACCGUCCCGCUCGAUGCGGGUCGCCUCUACGGGUCGAUCCGCAGGGUGUCCCUCUCGUUCACGUCCAACGAUGGUGAAAUCACUGAGGAUUUCGAGAGCUCAGUCGAGGAGGAAGAGAGGGGGAGCCCUGCCUUGGCAGCAGUGUCGGUGGGAGAGGAUGAAGAUCUGCCCGUUGAUUUGGUGCAUCCCGAUGCGGUUGCCGAUCUCAGGGAGAUCGCUGACCGGAUGAUGCGGUCUGGGUAUGAGAAGGAGUGCUGUCAGGUGUAUAUCAGCGUCCGCCGUGAUGUUUUGGAUGAGUGCUUGUCUAUUCUCGGCGUGGAUAAGCUGAGCAUUGAAGAAGUGCAGAAGAUUGAGUGGAAGGAUUUGGACGAGAAGAUGAAGAAGUGGGCCCAGGCGGUUAAGAUUGCAGUCCGUGUCCUUCUUUCAGGCGAGAAGCGUCUCUGUGAGCAGAUUUUUGGGCCAUCAGUGCUGAUUGGGGACGUCUGCUUCGCAGAGACCGCCAAAGGCUGUGUCAUGCAGCUGCUGAACUUUGGCGAGGCCGUGGCCAUCAGCCGGCGUUCAGCUGAGAAGCUCUUCCGGAUACUCGACAUGUACGACGCUAUCGCUGACGUCCUGCCGGACCUGCGGGCCCUGUUCCCGGACGACACUGGCGACUUCGUAUGUAAUGAAGCGGAGGGGAUCCUGAAAGGCCUGGGUGAGGCUGCCAAGGGCACGUUCACUGAGUUUGAAAAUGCGGUACAGCGAGAAACAUCCCGGAAACCGAUGCAGGGCGGCGAGAUCCAUCCACUGACGCGGUAUGUGAUGAAUUAUGUUAGGUUACUUGUUGAUUACAGUGACUCGCUGAAUUCUUUGUUAGAUGACAAUACAACGGACAAUCGUCCGGAUGGCGAUGACGAUGGGUGUUUGGACGGUAUAUCUCCGAUGGGCCUUCGCUUGCUGUCUCUGAUAUCCUGCCUAGAAUCCAAUCUCGAGGAGAAGUCAAAACUUUAUGAGGAUGGGGCCAUGCAGUAUAUAUUCCUGAUGAAUAAUAUCCUCUACGUAGUUCAAAAAGUUAAAGACUCUGAGCUUGGGAAGCUUUUGGGCGAUCGGUGGGUCCGCAAGCGCCGCGGCCAGGUGCGUCAAUAUGCAACGAGUUAUCUUCGAGCUUCUUGGAGCAGGGUCUUGUCUUGCUUGAAGGACGAAGGAUUGGGCAGUGGCGGAAGGUCGAGUGAGGUCUCCAAGGUUGCACUCAAGGAAAGAUUCAAGAAUUUCAACUUGGGGUUUGAAGAAGUUUAUAGGAACCAGACGACGUGGAAGGUUCCAGAUCCUCAGCUCCGGGAAGAACUUCGUCUAUCAAUAUCAGAUAAGGUCAUCCCAGCGUACCGCUCGUUCAUGGGGAGGUUCGGGGGUCAUCUAGAGAGUGGAAGGCAUGCGGGGAAAUACAUUAAGUACACGCCAGAGGACAUAGAGAACUUUCUACAGGAUUUGUUUGAAGGAUCACCUGGGCCAUUGAAUCACCUAAGGAGAAAACUAAGUACGUAACGGACAAGAUUCUUGUAAUGGGUAAGCUUUUGAUCUUUCCAUAGAGUUGUUGCUGUUGGGAGUUCAGAUCUCACACUUAUAAGUUAAGCUUUGAUUAGUUGUUCUUUUCUUUUUCGAUGUUUAUGUUAUUAUCACAGAUAUCUCUUGAUACUUGUCCAUGCCUCCUUCUCUGUAUUGUAAUGUAAACUGUACAUGUAUUGUAGUUCAUCUUAUGUGUGAAUCUUGUCAGGACCUUGUGAA